AUGGACACAGAAAAUUUAGAGAAGGCAGCUGUCACGAUUCAGUCAUGGUGGCGAGGCACCAUGGUGCGCCAGGGCUUACUGAAUGCUGCGCUCAAGGCUUGGGUCAUCCAGAGCUGGUGGAGGUCCGUGCAGGCCAAAAUGCUGGAACAAAGACGGCGUCUGGCACUAAGACUCUACACGUGCCAGGAGUGGGCCGUGGUGAAGGUGCAAGCGCAGGUUCGAAUGUGGCAGGCCCGUAGACAGUUUCUCCAGACGCGCCAAGCAGCGCGCGUCAUCCAGUCUCACUGGCGCUGGCAUGCCAGCCAGACCCGGGGCCUCAUCCGUGGCCGCUAUGAGGUCAAGGCCAGCCGGCUGCAGCUUGACAUCGAAAUCCUCAUGACCUAUGGUGCUGGCAGAGCCAAGGACACGGGAUGUCUCUCUCAAUAAAGAUGCUUUCUGGACACAGCUUGCCCUUUGGAAAUCAGACCCAUAGCAGAGCUUCUGCCCUCACUUUCCUGCAUUUGGCCCCAGAAAUUAGACAAGAACAGUUUCUCAAUCUUCAACCGAG
Messenger RNA from Sorex araneus (European shrew), 547 nucleotides. RefSeq names its product IQ motif containing F6 (gene IQCF6). Gene Ontology annotation, molecular function: calmodulin binding. The transcript has 2 exons. Lineage: Eukaryota; Metazoa; Chordata; Mammalia; Eulipotyphla; Soricidae. The record is from RefSeq and is a predicted model, not a curated record. Bases 1 to 426 code for a protein of 141 amino acids.